CUUGCCGCCGCUGAAAAAACGGUUUUGUGCAGCGCUUUCUCCUCUAUCACUUCCUUCUUUUGAGCAAUGUGUUGUCAGGCGGGGAGGUGUGAGGAGCCCGACUCGUCGCUCCUUCGUGUUGCUCGGGGGCCAUGGCGGAGCGGACACUGAGGAGGAACCAGCGGCCGGAGCACAGCGGGUCCCCAGCGGCGGCUCAGACCAGCACGGAUCCGCGUUAACGUUACCUGCAGCACGGCCACAACUCUUACUAACGGAAUAGGAUGGUGACGGCUUCUGAAGUUUUACACACAUCUUUAGCUCUUGUCACAGAUGGCCGGUUCAACUUUCCACUAACUUGCAUUUGCCUAAUGUCGGCGGGAUCGUAGCGGCGCAGAGUUUGUUCUGCUUUCCCUCUCUUCCAGCGCGUCUGUCCUGUAAAGCCAUCUGCCUCCGCCGUAAAUCUGGCGCACUGUCCCGCAGCGGCUCACUGAGCGCCUCUUUAAUAUUUCAAAGCCGAGUCACUGGAGGUUAACAUGGGAGCAAAGCAGAGCAGCCCGACCGCUAAUCCAGCCGCUAACGGACGGACCAGAGCCUACUCCGGCUCGGACCUGCCCUCCAGCACGUCCGGCAGCAACGUGAGCAGGGCGACCGCCGGCGGGGUGAGGUACCACGCGUACAGCGCGUCCGGAGCCACGUCCAGCACCAGCCAGCACCUCGGAGCCAGGGCGAGGUCCGUGGGGGGCUCCGGGGGCUCCGGGACCAGACCCCAGUCCGGCAUCAACAUUCCCAACAGCAGCGGAGCCUACAGCUCCCAGGAGUCCGGCGGCAGCAGCCCGGAGGAGGCGGCGGACAGGGAGCGCUCGGGCGGGGGGCACGAAGGUCCCCGACUGUUGAUCGGCUCGCUACCAGCACACCUCUCGCCUCAUCUGUUCGGAGGCUUCAAGUGCCCUGUGUGCUCCAAGUUUGUGUCUUCAGAUGAGAUGGAUCUUCACCUGGUCUUGUGCUUAACCAAACCCAGAGUGACAUAUAACGAGGACGUCCUGACCAAGGAUGCAGGAGAAUGUGCAAUCUGCCUGGAGGAGCUGGUACAGGGAGACACCAUUGCUCGCCUGCCCUGCCUCUGCAUCUACCAUAAAGGCUGUAUCGAUGAGUGGUUUGAAGUGAACAGGUCAUGUCCAGAGCAUCCAUCAGAUUAAAGCUUUUUUGCACAGGCACUCUGCAAUGAGAGUUAUCCUGAAAAUGAAGCGUGGGUCCAGGGAGACUGCUGGACACUGACCACUGUGAUCAGUAACCCCCACCCCCUGCCCCCAAUAAUGUAGUACCACGGUGUGCCAAAUCUCAUGUAAGCAAUCUUCAGGGAUACAGACUUUUGUGUUUAUGUUUGAGUUGCACAUCCACGCUCAGUCUCCGACUGGGCAGACUGAUCUCCACCACUCAUGCUCUCCAAAGCCACAUAAGACAUUAUGAUGGGCAGGGCUCUUCUUCCUGAGUGGCCACUGGACAGCAGAUGUCGGCUGAUUGUAAACCAGGACACUGGAGGAGAUGGACGUGGCCCCUGGAGGUGGGGUCGGAGUGGAGGGGGGUCAGGGCAACGUGUGGAUUAUCCCUCCUCGUCUUACUCUGUCCUCCCUCCCUCCUUCAGCAUCAGUGUCUACCAGUGCCUUGUCGUUGUGAAGCCCAGCCACAGCAGGGCAGGACGGAGGAUUCCAGACUGUCAGCAGAGCCGGCUGGACCAGCUGGACGGACCCGCAGGACCAUCUCACCACAACUGCCGCUCUACCAGUCCAGGAGAAACGAGCCAGAGACAGAACAGCAGCAGAACGAUCUGUCUGCGCGAGCAGCUCGGACAUUUGCCGAACUGAAGCCACUGCAAAAAUGGUGCCAAUCAACUGUGAAUAUAUUCAACACGCACACACAUACACACACUAAAUCAUCAGUGCUUUUUAAUCACAAACCAUGGAGUAGAGGUCCUCAGGUACAAAAAUCCUGUCCCCAAUCCUGAGAAGGAUCCCUGACUUACCAGCCUGAGCCUACAGUCGAGUAUUCUGUUGCGGUUUCUUGUUUUAACUACAUUUUUGCAGCAUAACAACAUCUGGAAGGUUCUCGCUAUAACAGCUUCUAACGUUAUCAGGAGAAUCUCUCUUGUUUUCAAGAGAUACAUUGAUUUUGUGUAAUAACGAGAACAUUUUGUGAUAUAACAGAAUAAAGUGACAUGUUGUCAUAACGAGAAAGGUUUGUUCUUAAAACUGAGUUGUUGGUGUGCAGGAGUCACAAAAAACACAUCAUCACGUGAAAACUAUAAUUUCAUGCAACGAAUAGGAUCUCAUGACGAAAAAAUGUGAUUUGCUAAUUUGCUGCAUCUGUUUUGUCUAACUGUGUUGUGUUACUUCUCGAAAAAAUAAGCUGCUGUCGUUUUCAUGAAGUCUGUCAAAGGCAGAUAUGAUUUGAACAGGCCGUGCAUUAAUCAUAGCACUUCAUCAUACUUCAGCUGCUACAAAUGUGAUGACACUGGUUCCCGCUCAGAGUAAAAAAAUGUCCAUAUUUAAGUCCAUAUUUGCUGUAUCUUCAUUCUUUUGUCGAGCAGAAGAGGAACGGGCUGGUUCAGCUGAUCGUUCCCUAAGUGAUUACCACAGGUCAGCGGUGUCGCGACAUAGAAAUGGAACACGCAGAGCAGAUUACAAGGAAGCUGCGUGGCUUUAACCUGAGCUGAAUUAGGGCUAAGGUUAAUGAAAUUAAUCAUAAAAGAGUGUGAAUGAAAGAUAUAAAUGAAAAUAAAAUGAAAGCUAAAGAUAGCUAUUGGAGUAUUUUCUGUGCAGUGAACAAAAUCCUCUUUUACUGUAAAUCCAAAUUUCUUGUUUCUUUGUUUUUCUAUAAUUUCUAAUUUAAAGUUGACUUGUGGUGUUUUUUGACCUCUAGUAGACCUUUGGAUCUGUUUUUCAAAGGGUGGGUCCGCAUUUUGUUUCUGUUGUCCACAUACAGGAGGACGAACAUGCACAGGACAUGAUACAGAGCCCAGUUCGCACUGUUCCGCUGACCUACAGGUGGCAGUAACACACCAAGAUAUGCUACAAAGCGCCAACAAAGCCAGCGAAGAAGAGCACAAGCUAGGAAACAUGAAUGUAAUCAAUUCAGGCUGUGCAAAUGUUUCAGGAGAAGGGAAACAUAUCAAAGACAUUUGUAAGAGCUUACGGACACACGUCAUUUCGGUAACAGUGAAUGGAAACAUGACUUUUUAUGAAUAACUCUUUCAUAACAUUGAACAGAAAACUCCAUAGAGCCUUUCAAGUAAUCCCACGAGGUUUCCUUAUGAUCUGCUCUAUGUUCCAUUUCUGACUGUUUGAUUGGUUUUAUACCUUCACUGAGCAGCCCCAAGGACACCUGAGGACACUCCUUCUUUACUCUGAGUGCAAACCAGUUUACUGUUGUUGUCACUGCAGGUAAACUGCAGGUUGAGUGCAGUGCUCCUUCACUCUACCCUCAGCCAUGAACUUGCGUGGCUGUUGAUUGGUCGAUGAGACUUUAGCAGACUGGUCUCAGGUCCCGGCAGCUUCAGUCAAAACUUCAACCAAGUGCAUUCAUUUAUACAGACCCAGCACCAUGUGAAGCUGGUCAAGGCACAGGGACACUGGGAUGACUGGACCUGUUUCCUGGGUUUUCAUGGGGUCAGGUUUGCCUGAAGGCCUCUUCCAUGGAGAAGCUGUGUACUGACUCUUUCAAAACUAACUGAUUUCAGUGAAAAGCUCAUCAUCAGACUAAUCAGUGAAAUCACAGAGUGUGGAUCCCAAAGCUCUGAUGGAGCUCACCCGUUUCCUUUUCCCAUGACUCAGAACCCUGUGCUUGUCCCACCACAGUGAAGAUGGUUUUUAUACUGGAAAAACAAAUAUGAAGCUGCUUCACUCUUUCCUUAAUAGCAACUUUAAAAGCAAUUGUAUAGGAUGUAAUCCCAGCUUCACAUGGAGGUUCUUACAUGAGGGCGUGAUGACGUUUUUAUUCAAAUAUGUUGGAUGAAGUGCCACAUCUGGCCUCCACUUUCUCCUGCUCUCUGUGCUCGCUGCUCCCUUUGUGUCGUUAAAGCUACCUCCAGGUUGGAGCAUGUGGUGGUGGAGGAAAGGUAAGGCUAAAUGAAGUGGGAGCUUUAUUUGGGGGAAACAAACUAUCACUACCAUUUUUGUUUUUUUAAUGCUCCAAUUCUGAAAGUGUUUGAGGCAUCAAAUCAUGCAGUUGUAAUUGUGGUAUUAGAAUUCAGUGUAUUAGUCAAAUUUGGGAUCCAGUAUGUAUCAUUGGUAUCCACCCACCCAGUUGCAUGUGUAUGCAGGGUUUUUCCAACCAGUCACAGAACAGCUGAUCUUCCAGGUCAGCGUCCUGUGAAAUAAAAGAGGUGGAAUUAUUCAGCUGCUAAAUCCCAGAUCCACUUCUCGUCCACUCCCUCACAACCACAUCUCUGCCCCCAUCAGUGACUAGCCUGGCCUGGGUUCACACUCAGCAUCAAGCUCUGCUACAUGCACAGAGUCACUUGCUCAUUUGCUCCUCCAUCUUCAGAAACAGACAUGCUCACCUCUAAGUGGACUUAACAUAAAAUAUGAGUCAUUUUAUUUCAAAGCACUUCCAAAUCUGAUCAGCUGGAGUCAUUUUCCUGUUUCAGGCAGCACAUGUAGGUUUGUGUUGUCCUCACACGUUGGUCUCACUCUGUUGUUAGCAUAGUGUUCCCCUCCUGUCUGAGAGAGGCUGUGUGAAAAUGAAUCCUCCCCAUCUCUGCCUUCCAUCCUGCGUGACAGGAAUGUGGUAUAAUGAAAGAUGCUAUCAAGUUGUAUCAGGGACUGUGGGAAGGUUAUUUGGGCGCAGAGGAGGAUGGAUCAUAUAUUUGAUUUAUAAAGAAGGCCUUUGCCAGUGUUUUUAAUAUUUUAUUUGAACCCUCUAGACCGCAACACCCUCCUCCCUGGAUCUCAAAUGAUAGACUUGCAUCAGUUACUCUGUAAUUUUAAAUAAAGAGCUGCUAAAUCAACAGCA
Messenger RNA from Chelmon rostratus (copperband butterflyfish), 4986 nucleotides. It is a transcript of the gene znrf2b, whose product is annotated as zinc and ring finger 2b. The coding region runs from base 513 to 1175 and encodes 220 amino acids. The transcript has 5 exons. NCBI's taxonomy places the organism in Eukaryota, Metazoa, Chordata, Actinopteri, Chaetodontiformes, Chaetodontidae. The record is from RefSeq and is a predicted model, not a curated record.